Messenger RNA from Caenorhabditis briggsae, 1560 nucleotides. RefSeq names its product Protein CBR-ATF-7 (gene Cbr-atf-7). Gene Ontology annotation, biological process: regulation of transcription by RNA polymerase II. The coding region runs from base 1 to 1560 and encodes 519 amino acids. Gene Ontology annotation, molecular function: DNA-binding transcription factor activity, RNA polymerase II-specific; cAMP response element binding. Lineage: Eukaryota; Metazoa; Nematoda; Chromadorea; Rhabditida; Rhabditidae. The transcript has 6 exons. The record is from RefSeq and is a predicted model, not a curated record.
AUGAGCUGCAUUACUGCUGCUGCCCCUUUAGCAGCAUCUUCGGUGCCGCCGAAUAUGAUGGCGUCGACCAGUUCGCCUCCUGAAUCCGCAGAGCUCGAUGUAGCAGCGGCUGUCGCUUCUGCUGCUGCUGCGUUGAUCAGUCCGAUGGUGAUGCCACCGACAAUGACAAACGGGAAAGAUGUUAACAAAACGUCCCAAAUUCUCAAUGAUUAUUUACAUAUGGUGGUGGGAAAGCGCGUUCAAUUGAUUGGCGACACAACAACCUCAUUCGGACUCGAUACUCCAAAUCCAAAACUAAUGUUCACUCCUCUCGAUUUGCCGACAACGGCUGAGUUGAUGCAACGAUGUCUAGCAGUGAACCCCUUCGAAGCGAAAUUCCGAGAAGCGAAUCAGAAGAUCAGCUCCGGUAGCAUGCAGCCGAAUACAUCGGGUGCAAAUCAAUCGCUUGAAGCAUUAGAAGCUAAUGGCGGAGUUCCAUUCGGUGGAAGUAAUCCUGGUUCUGUCUCAGAUCUCUUGUUGAAAAUCCCUCAAACAACACUUCAGCAGUCUCCCGGUAUCUUUUCCAACAUUCAACUAUUAACUGCUGCUGGUGAUUCAGAAGGAACUACUCGAGAGAAUUUGAAAACUGCUGAUAUAUCCAAAUUACUUUCUGUUGCUGGUGAUUUCUCGGCUCAAGCUCCACGAACUGCCGAUGUGUUGAAUGCCGUUCUCGAUAUGCAUUCCGAUCGACUACACACGAUAAAUUAUCUGAAUAACAAACCAGAUUUCUCGGCACUUCUACGAUCUCCAUCAUCGUCAGCUCCGAACUCUGCAUCAGUUCUCACGAAUGCAAUUACAAUUCCAACAACAAGUAUAGCACCAGCACCCACACUAUUAGCUCCUCCGAAAGUGGUGAGCGCGUAUCACUCUCCUCAUGGUGCAUCACUGCCACCUUCUACUCAGAAGUCCCCUGCGGAAGGUAAUUGGGAUCUGAGCGGAGAGAAGCAAAUCAAGAAAGAAAUGCCAUACUUCGGUGAUGAAGCAAUGAUGCUGAUGGAGAGGAACAACAUGUCAUCUUCUGGCUCGGAUCAAGAUCAGAGCACUGGUCCAUCCAACACCGCGUCUGUUGCCUCCACGAGCACUGGAAAUCCUGUCGGUCGACCUCAAAAUGGAACACCUGGAAGAGGUCGCGGUCGAGGAAGGAGUACAACUGCAGAUAUGCAACCAGAUGAAAGGAGGAAUACUAUUCUUGAGCGAAACAAGGCUGCUGCUGUGAGGUACAGAAAGAGGAAGAAGGAGGAGCACGAUGACAUGAUGGGCAGAGUUCAAGCUAUGGAAGCUGAAAAGAACCAGCUACUGACACAAAAUCAAGUGCUGCGUCGGGAACUCGAAAGGGUGACUGCGCUAUUGACUGAAAGAGAAUCACGAUGUGUUUGCUUGAAAGGGCUCCCGAUGAGCGACGAUCCGCAUGGAACUCGUGCCGGUGGAAGCAAUGGAAUGUAUUCAGGACCAUCAUCAGAUAUGCUAAAUGGACUCGGGCAAAUCAAUGGAAUGCACAUGAAAUUGCCCAAACUUGGAUGA